Molecule: messenger RNA, 1713 nt
Organism: Cannabis sativa
Lineage: Eukaryota; Viridiplantae; Streptophyta; Magnoliopsida; Rosales; Cannabaceae
Exons: 11
Coding region: 151-1422 (423 amino acids)
Cellular component (GO): cytoplasm
Molecular function (GO): ATP binding; ATP hydrolysis activity; GTP binding
Source: RefSeq, a predicted model, not a curated record
CAAAAACGACAACAUAGUUCCUUAUGCAUAAAAAUGGUACUAAAAAACAGAGAAGACAAAGUGAGAGGCGGAAAUCCAAGUUCGUAGGAUUUGCGGUUCUUUCCAAGCUAACAGUUUGUAGAACCAAGAGCUCAGAUAUCAAACCCAUCAAUGGCGAGAAUAGGUUGUACUCACUUAAUGCCAUCCCUGCUUUCUCCACUGAAGCACCACACAAGUCAUUGUCAGCUAAUGUUUGGAUUAGUCGGCGUUGGUGGAACUGUUGGGUUCGGUAGAGCUAAAGCACGGCCCUUUUCUUCAUCUAGGAUAUGCAUGAGCCUCAAAGCCGGCAUCGUUGGCCUACCUAAUGUUGGAAAAUCCACUCUCUUUAAUGCCGUUGUGGAGAAUGGGAAGGCUCAAGCUGCCAAUUUUCCAUUUUGUACAAUAGAGCCAAAUGUAGGAAUUGUUGCAGUUCCAGAUCCACGCCUUAAUGUGCUUUCGGAUUUAAGCAAAUCUCAACGAGCAGUUCCAGCAUCUAUAGAAUUUGUAGAUAUUGCUGGGCUUGUCAAGGGUGCUAGCCAGGGAGAGGGCUUAGGUAAUAAAUUUCUGUCACAUAUUCGUGAAGUUGACUCCUUACUUCAGGUUGUUCGAUGCUUUGAAGACAAUGAUGUCAUUCAUGUUAAUGGAAAAGUUGAUCCCAGGUCUGACAUAGAUGUUAUCAACUUAGAGCUUGUUUUCUCUGAUCUUGACCAGAUUGAGAAAAGGCUGGAUAAGCUGAAAAAAAGCAAGGGAAGGGACUCGCAAUCUAAAGUUAAGGAGGACGCAGAACGAUCUGCCUUGGAAAAGAUUAAGAUUGCACUUUUGGAUGGCAAACCAGCACGAUCAGUUACCAUAACAGAUUUUGAGAAAGAAGCUGUGAAGCAUCUUUGCUUGCUUACAAUGAAACCUAUUAUAUAUGUAGCUAAUGUUGCAGAAUCGGAAGUAGCUGAUCCUGGAAGUAAUCCGCAUGUCAAAGAAGUGAUGGGUCUUGCAUCAGAGUUGCAAUCUGGACUAGUGACCGUUUCUGCACAGGUUGAGUCUGAGUUAACCGAGCUUCCUUCUGAAGAAAGAACAGAAUACUUGCAAUCUCUUGGUGUCAGUGAAAGUGGUCUUGGAAACCUUAUCAGAGCAACAUACAGCCUUUUAGGGCUUCGCACUUAUUUCACUUCUGGCGAAAAGGAAACAAAAGCAUGGACCAUACUUGCAGGGAUGACUGCACCUCAAGCGGCUGGAGUCAUUCACUCUGACUUUGAGAAAGGUUUCAUCCGUGCUGAGACGGUGGCUUAUGAUGAUUUUGUUGCUGCUGGGUCACUUGCUGCAGCAAGGGAGAAAGGAGUCUUGAGAUCGGAGGGUAAAGAAUACAUUGUACAAGAAGGAGAUGUGAUGCUGUUUCGAUUCAAUGUUUAGCUCGGUUUUGGCAGAUGGAAGGACUUUUCGUUUUUCUCAGAAAGUGAAGGUGAAAUUGGAAAUACAGGUAUGGCAAAAAUUGGUCUUGGAGAUUUGAAAAUACAAAUGCACAGACUAUCACCAUUUUGUAAUAUGAUUGUUAGUAGUUACAUGCAGAGAGAGUGUAAUAAAAUUUUGUUUGGAAAGUUAAAUAUCUCAAUUGAUUGAUUAAAAUUUUUGUAACAUCACUUGUAGAAAUAAACAGAUACUAUGGUCCCCAUUCAAUUAUGAAUUUUAUUUUAUUUUCAGUAA